GUGGCCUUGCCAGCUCUGUCCCCCACCAUGCAGAUGGGCACCAUCGCGCGCUGGGAGAAGAAGGAGGGCGACAAGAUAGGUGAAGGGGAGCUCAUAGCAGAGGUGGAGACAGACAAAGCAACAGUUGGCUUUGAGAGCCUGGAGGAAUGCUACUUGGCCAAGAUCCUGGUGCCAGAGGGAACAAGAGAUGUUCCUAUUGGGGCCAUAAUAUGUAUCACAGUAGAAAAGCCUGAACAUGUUGAUGCCUUUAAAAAUUACACUCUGGAUUCUGCAGCGUCUGCCCCCCCCGCAGCCUCAGUGCCUCCCCCUCAAGCUGCAGCUCCCUCAUCACCACCCCCGCCUUCUCCUCAGGCUCCUGGCAGCUCUUAUCCUCCUCACAUGCAGGUCACGCUCCCUGCCCUGUCGCCAACCAUGACAAUGGGCACGGUGCAGAGAUGGGAGAAGAAGGUUGGGGAGAAACUGAAUGAGGGAGACUUACUGGCAGAAAUUGAGACAGAUAAAGCCACAAUAGGCUUUGAAGUGCAGGAGGAAGGCUACUUGGCAAAAAUCUUGGUGCCUGAAGGAACAAGAGAUGUGCCGUUAGGAACAGCUCUCUGCAUCAUUGUGGAGAAAGAGUCCGAUAUUCCAGCCUUUGCUGACUACCAAGACACCGCGGUAGCUGACAUGAAGGCACAAGCUGCUCCUCCUCCGCCUCCACCUCCUCCUCCACCAGUGGUGGCAACUCCCGCUGCUGCUCCUCCUCCCCAGCCCGCUGUUCCUUCCGCGCCAGCAGUUCCCACAUCUGGGCCUCCCCGGAAAGGAAGGAUCCUGGUUAGUCCCCUGGCAAAGAAAAUGGCAGCAGAAAAAGGAAUUGACCUUGCCCAAGUGAAAGGUACUGGACCAGAUGGAAGAAUCACAAAGAAAGACGUGGAGUCGUUCGUGCCACCAAAGGUUGCUCCAGCGCCAGCACUGGAGGCCGUUCCCCCUGCGGUUGCAGCAGCGCCAGUGGGGACCUUCACAGAUGUCCCUAUCAGCAACAUUCGGCGGGUCAUCGCUCAGCGGCUGAUGCAGUCCAAGCAAACGAUACCUCACUACUACCUUUCUAUUGAUGUCGACAUGGGAGAAGUACUGGUGCUAAGGAAGGAACUCAAUCAGGAGGUCUCGGACAACAUUAAGCUUUCUGUCAAUGACUUCAUAAUUAAAGCUUCUGCUCUGGCAUGCCUGAAGGUGCCCGAGGCAAAUUCUUCGUGGAUGGACACAGUUAUUAGGCAAAACCACGUGGUGGAUGUUAGCGUUGCAGUCAGCACUCCUGCAGGGCUCAUAACCCCCAUUGUGUUUAAUGCACAUAUAAAGGGCCUGGCUUCCAUUAGUAAGGAUGUGGUGUCUCUGGCAACUAAAGCCCGAGAAGGUAAACUUCAGCCUCAUGAAUUCCAGGGUGGCACUUUCACGAUUUCCAAUUUAGGAAUGUAUGGGAUUAAGAAUUUCUCUGCCAUCAUCAAUCCACCUCAAGCCUGCAUCCUUGCCGUUGGUUCCUCAGAGAAAAGGCUGGUGCCAGCUGACAACGAGAAGGGGUUUGAUGUGGCCAGCGUGAUGUCCGUUACGCUUAGCUGUGACCAUCGUGUUGUAGACGGAGCAGUUGGAGCACAGUGGCUUGCUGAAUUCAAGAACUUCCUUGAAAAGCCAGUAACCAUGCUGCUAUAAUUUAACCGUGCAAGCAAAACUUUCCUGGGUCACACUGUUUUGUUUCAGACAAGCUAUCUAGACUGUAGUGUUCAGACUUAUUAAAAGAGUUCCUUUUUUAUUUUAAAUAUGUAUUAUAUUACCUGGUAAUGUUAUUACCAGUCUGUACAGAAAAAAA
Molecule: messenger RNA, 1837 nt
Organism: Eurypyga helias (sunbittern)
Lineage: Eukaryota; Metazoa; Chordata; Aves; Eurypygiformes; Eurypygidae
Gene: DLAT
Product: dihydrolipoamide S-acetyltransferase
Exons: 13
Biological process (GO): pyruvate decarboxylation to acetyl-CoA
Cellular component (GO): pyruvate dehydrogenase complex
Molecular function (GO): dihydrolipoyllysine-residue acetyltransferase activity
Source: RefSeq, a predicted model, not a curated record